AGUCUGCGGCACUCCAGUGUGACACAUGUGGCAUCUCUGCGGCACUUCAAAGCACAGCCACCCUCUGUAGACCGCUGCCGGCACAUUCAACGCUAUCUGUGCUAGUCGAUCCCCGAUAUUUUGACAUGGAUUAGUCGAAUUUCAAUGGAAUUGAAUAUUUAGACGUCCUGAAAGCCUGUAUUUGGAUCAUAGGUCUUUAUGAUGCCUGGGAGGAGAUUGCACGAGCUCGUAGUGUGACUACUGGAUCACGUGAGGAUACGUCGUGUUAUGCACCUGAUGACAUGACUAUGACACCGUCACAGUGUAGCACUGAGACCCCAACUCUGCAUCACGAUCUGCGUUGCCUAGAACAGACCAUGUCCUUUCUCGUGAACCCUAGUUUGUCGCGAGGAACAAAAUCUAUCCCGAUGCUAAGCGCUCAGGGCGGCCUUGACACGAAUCUUGCACGGGGAUCGGUAGACGGCGAUCCUCCCAAAAGAGGUGAAGGGCAGGCACUUCAGGAUGGUUAUCCGAAACGCAGUGAUGCAGCAACAGCAGACAACAGCACGCGGUGAACAAUGCGCCUCUUCGCAACACCUUGUCGCGGCACACCACAGCCCCCGCUUCCCCGACGAUCUGUCGGGAGCCGGCCACAGCCGUCACGACUGGGAACGGCAGCGUGCCUUGCGGUCGCUUAAAUACUCAGAGUCCGACUUCCGUGCCCGCAGCAACUGCGCAGACCCUCGCUCUCGAAUCCUGACCCUGACUCCUCCCCUCCCCCCACCCAUCUAAGCUACGAACUCCGACUCGGUACACCCCCGACCGGCGACGAUGCAGGACGACGGCAACCCGAGCGUCCCAGCUUAUCGACGCUCUACAUCCAGCUCAAACACGAGCGACGGUAGUCAGGGAGGACAUGUCUUUAGCCCCGUGCGUGCCCCUCGUUGGACUCUUACACCUAUGUCGGCGUACUCACCACCGCUACCCCCACCCCCUCCUCCUCCUCCUCCUUCCCCACCGCGAUCCGUCGCCGUGUCCCACCCCGCGCAGCAGGCCAUGCCAGGAGACGUCUCGACAUCCGUGCACAACCUCCUCCUCGCGACGAAACAGCUGCAGGCGGUGCUGGAGCAGUGGUCCGUGGGGCGCGCGUCGGAGACGGACGUCAGCGACGUGUACGUGCAGAUCGGGACGGACUUCAACACCGCCGUGCAGGCCUUUGCGUACCACCGCAUCGAUCUCAGGUGCGCUUGCCCCCGUGCGCCCCGCACGCCGAGCCAAGUUGAGCUGACCCGCGCUUUGUUUGGGUUGGGGUUUGCGUUCGCAGCGACAUCCACUGCGUGCCGACGGAGCUGCGCACGACGCUCGAGUCGUGUCUCGCGGAGGACCCGUCGCCCGAGGUCCUCGCCGCGUCCCUGCCCGAUCUGCGCACGACGCUCGUCAAGCUCCUGCGCGGGCUGCUCUGCCGCCAGCAGGAGUGGCGCCGCCGCACGCAGCAGUAUCCGUUCCUCUACCGCUGAGUGCAGCCCGUCGCACCGGUCAGGCUAGCGGGCAGCCGACUCGGGUGGCAUGGUCGGCGCCGGCGAGAGUGCUCCGCGUCGCGGAACGUCGCUGCGCGUGGGUGCGUGCACUCAGGGCCGCAACUUCGCGCGGCUCGUCAACUCAACUCAACUCCUCCCCGAGAAGUUUCUAAUGGCAUGGACGAAGCAUCUGUAAAUUAAAACUACAAUAUGUACCUCCCGAUUUCCUCGCCGAAUUCACACAUCACAUGUAUUUCUAUGCAAUCUCGCCGACGGCCGUAGCGUGAAUGUAGCUCGUGUUACGUAUGGCGCCGCAGUCUGUGUCUACAGUCUGUACUCGGAAGCGAUUGAUAACAGCGGUCAGAAUAAACGGUCACGUGACUGACGCGUCCACCGCCCAUCCGCACGCAAACCUUGGAAAAAGCACUUGUUGUUGGAGGUCUGGGUGAUCUUUUAUCCCCUCUAAAUUGCUGUAUCCGAUAUUUGUGAGCACCGAGAGUUCAUGAUGUACUAGGCGAAACCGCUAUGAUCGACCGACUGCUCACGAAUCUGCGAGUACCCCAGGAAUCCAGAUCACCCUCCGCCCAAAUUUUAUCACCGAGUGCACAGGGGCUGCUCCAAAUUAUUUCAUGCGGGGGAUCUUCUCCACCGAUCGAUCAAUGUUGCGACUGAUGUGUAUCUCGGGAAAUACGCGCACCACCGUGGAAUUUGC
Molecule: messenger RNA, 2208 nt
Organism: Mycena citricolor
Lineage: Eukaryota; Fungi; Basidiomycota; Agaricomycetes; Agaricales; Mycenaceae
Source: the annotation of a GenBank genome assembly